Molecule: messenger RNA, 5616 nt
Organism: Micropterus salmoides (largemouth bass)
Lineage: Eukaryota; Metazoa; Chordata; Actinopteri; Centrarchiformes; Centrarchidae
Gene: ercc6l2
Product: excision repair cross-complementation group 6-like 2
Exons: 20
Coding region: 269-4993 (1574 amino acids)
Molecular function (GO): ATP-dependent chromatin remodeler activity; ATP binding
Source: RefSeq, a predicted model, not a curated record
CAAAGUGCAGUGGAGCAGCAGCUGGUCCUGCAGUGUGUCCUGCAGUGUGUCUCUGUGCUUUUUCGGCAGUUAAAUGAACUUAUAUGAGGAUAAAGUAAAAGCGACUUCCUCAGGAUGAUAUGACUUACAUAAUCUCAGUUUGUCAUUUUAUAGUUGUCGUUAUUUCUUUAUCUCUAAAUGUUAGCUAAACUAAGCAAGCUAGCUACCAUGCUAUUGCUACAGUGACUUUUCGUCCACAGGAAGAAGGGGAUACUCUCAGGGCAUCCUGAUGGCUUCAGUUUCUGCAGUUGAAAAAGCAACAUGGCGUGAAGGUGACCGUUGUCUGGCUCCUGACCCGAAAGACGGCACCCUUCGAGAAACCACUAUUCAGAGACUGACCUCUCAUAAUGGUGACACCAUAGCAUGGGUGGUCGUCAAAGACCCCAGUAAAGAUGAAGAAGAGGAGGAAGCUGUACCUGUCUCGAAACUCAUGAGACCAGGCUCAAAUCACUUCACCAAGGAGAAACCUGUGUUUCCCAGCAGCAGCACAGACCCCAGGCUAUGUGUCCCCUUAGAACUGAGUAAUGUCGAUGAAGACAGAGUCCCCUACACCAUCAACAGAUACUUGAGGGAUUACCAAAGAGAAGGUAUCAGGUUUAUUUACAACAACUACAUCCGCUCCAGAGGUUGCGUCUUGGGGGACGACAUGGGCUUGGGAAAAACUGUACAGGUCAUUGGUUUUCUUGCUGCAGUGUUGCACAAAACAGGCACAUGGGAGGAUAUCAAGAACAACAGGCCUCAGUUUCUGCAGAGUCAGAUGCCCUCCAAGCAAAGUAAACCCAACAAAGUGUUCCUCAUUGUGGCCCCACUGUCAGUGCUUUAUAACUGGAAAGAUGAACUGGACACAUGGGGUCACUUCCAGUGUGUGGUGGUCCACGGGCUGAGGAAAGAGGACGAGCUGGCUCGCAUCAAGAAGGGACGCAUUGAGAUUGCCCUCACUACCUACGAGACUCUGCGCCUUUGUCUGGAUCAGUUUAAUAUCAUAGACUGGUCUGCAGUGGUUGUGGAUGAGGCCCACAAGAUUAAAAAUCCAAAUUCUCAGAUCACCCAGGCCAUGAAGGACCUGAAAUGCAAGAUCAGGAUUGGCCUCACUGGCACCAUCUUACAGAACAACCUUGAGGAGCUGUGGUGUGUCAUGGACUGGGCCAUACCUGGUUGUCUUGGCAGCUUAGGACAUUUCAAGAACAAGUUUUCAGAUCCAAUUGAGCAAGGGCAGAGGCACAGUGCAACUAAACGUGCCCUAGCUACAGGGAGGAAGACUGUUAGAGCCCUGGUGAGGAAGAUUUCCCAGUGGUUCCUCAGAAGGACGAAAGCUCUCAUCAAGGAACAACUGCCUAAGAAGGACGACAGGGUGGUGUAUUGCUCUCUGACAGACUUUCAGCAGACUGUGUAUCAGGCAGUGCUGGACACUGACGAUGUGACGUUGCUGUUGAGGUCUUCAGAGAAAUGUGACUGUCAAAGUGGACGCACCCGCAGAAGCUGCUGCUAUAGAACAAACUCAGAAGGUGUGAAAAUGAAGGAGCUGUACUUUAGUUACUUGGCCAUAUUGAGGAAGGUUGCCAACCAUGUAGCCCUGCUUCAGACCACUGCAGGCACCAGCAAGAAACAGGAAAAGUAUGUGGGUGGCGUCUGUGCGAAGGUUUUCCAAAAGUUUCCCGACUUUGUGCAGAGAUGCAAAGGUGAAGCAUUUGAGGCCUUGUCGGACCCGAUGUACAGUGGAAAGAUGAAGGUUUUGCAGAAGCUCCUGUCAUAUUAUCUGCAAAAGAGAGAUAAAGUGCUGCUUUUUUCUCUCUCAACCAAGCUGUUGGAUGUGCUGGAGAGCUACUGCAUGGCAGAGGGGCUGGACUACAGCAGGUUGGACGGAACCACGAAAGCCAAAGAGAGAAUUCAGAUUGUCAAAGAGUUCAACAGCUCUUCUCACAUCAACAUCUGCCUGGUUUCUACCAUGGCGGGCGGUCUUGGUCUUAACUUUGUAGGGGCCAAUGUGGUAGUGCUAUUUGACCCCACAUGGAACCCAGCCAGUGACCUCCAAGCCAUUGACCGGGCAUACCGCAUUGGCCAGUGCAGGGAUGUGACUGUUCUUAGGCUGAUCUCACUGGGGACUGUUGAGGAGGUUAUCUACCUCAGACAAGUUUACAAACAGCAAUUGCAGUGCUCAGUUGUGGGCAAGGAGAGUGCACGCCGGUACUUCGAGGCAGUGCAAGGGCACGGUAUCUAUAAGGGAGAGCUGUUUGGGAUCAGAAACCUCUUCAGGCUGCAGAUCGAAGGGACAUGCCUCACCCGCAAGAUACUAGAGCGAGAAGGACAAGUGGAGUCCGGUGUAAUGACAACCAGCACUCACACAGGCGAAGAGAAGGAGGAGGCGGCGAAGGGAGUUAGCGAACCUGGAGAUGUUCUGCCUACAGAUGGCCCUGUAGCAAAUGAUGAACCAGCCAAGGAGUAUAGAGAUCCAUCAAAGGUCCCCAGAGGGGUGCUGGACUUCAGCAGUGGGAGUGAGGAGGAUGAGGAGGAGCGGGGGCUUAAGAGGAAGGUGCUAAACCCCGGUGCAGAGGACGGCAACAGGGGUGGGAAUUCUGCCACUGGUCCUGGUCGAAUGAGUCUCCUCCAAUACGGUUUCUCCAAACUCCUCGAAAGAGUCAAAGGAAAACCAGAGUUAGGAGAAGGGGACAGUAGCUCAGGUGUUGAAGAAGGCCCCUCGGAGGAAUAUGCUGAGGAUCAAAAGAGGGACGGUACCUCCUCUGCCAUCUGCAAGAGCUCCUUCACAGGAAAUGGUGUAGUCUGUCCCCAUAAAUUGGGAAUGAAAAUCUGGGAUGCCAGCAGUUCAGACAGAAAAGAUGGGGAGAACAGAAGUGGGGGGAGAGGAGGAAAUGUUUCUCUAGUUAAACAGAGUGAUGAGGCUAUAAGAGAGGGACAGUACCUGAAAGGGUGGACAAAUAAGAAAAUUACAGUGGAUGAAGAGAGUGAUGAAAAUCCCUCACCAGACAAAAAGAAUCCUAACAAGCUCAAAAUGACAGUUCCGAAAGCGCACCACUUUGAGGAUUAUUCAGAUGAAUCCGAGGAUUUGGACAUAGAGGCAUUGACGGGGCCCGAGAGGGUCGCUUUAAAUUCACACGUUAGACGAGGAGACAGAGAGAGAGGAAAGCUAGAUCGUGAGAGAAAGAAGCAAAGUGUUAGUGUCAGGGACAAAGCCAGAUCCAAAUACACAGAGAACAUAGAGAUAUUCACAUCUUCAGAAGAUGAACACACUCCUGUUAAGAAAGGAAGAUCUACAGGAUGUCACUUAACGUCUCCACUGACAGAAAGAUCCACAGUGGAGUUGCCAUCCCCAGCAUCCAAAGGAAAGGAUGGAACUAUCGACAUUGUGCUAGGGAACGUACAGGAAGUGGUGUAUACACACUCAAACCAGCGCGUGGUGGGUGGGAGCAAAGCAGAGGAGCUGAUCAGUAGAGCUGCUGUACGAGACGUGUUUGAACGCAAGAUGUACUCUCAGCUCCCGGCCAAUCACCUUCUCGGCACCCAGGAGAGCCUGUCAUUGAGCCAACCAGACAGUGAGCCAUGGCCUUCUGCUGUCACACGGGAGAAGCCCAGAGUGGACCAUCCAGUCAACUUCACCAGCACAAGUGUGCACCACACCCGACAUACCACCUUCAUCAUCGGAGAGACUCCCCAGGCUAUACAAAGGCAGCAGCUGGAGGAAAUGGCGGAAAAAUUUAAAUUUCCCACAGUCCAUCAGUUUGCAGUGGAGAUUCUGAGAAGGAACUCAACCCAGAGACUGGCCUGGCUACGACAGUAUUACACUUCACUGAACCAUCCUGACCUGGCUAAUACGGUCACAAACAGCUUCCCACAGGCUGACUCAGUACAGAUCUCUACCUCCUCUUCAACUGCUGCAUCCUCAACAUGCGCCACAAAAUCUCACGCAGAUACCAGAACCCCAGAAAAGGAUGUUCUAAAAGCCAAGAAGAAGCGUAAAUGCACUCGGAAGAAUCCAGAACCCAAAACGAAGCCUGAAGUCCCACAAAAUAAUAAUGUUUCUUUGCCACAGAAAAAGUCUAGAAUCCCACAAAAUCAUGUUCCAGAACCUGAGACAAAGCCUACAAAACCACAAAAUGAUGUUCUAGAACCAGAGAAACCUCUCAGAGAUGUUCCAAGCCUUGAGUCAGAGGAGCAGGAGGAGACAGUCUGGGGUGCCAGAGGACAUAAGAGGACAAAGAGGGGUAGUGUUUCUAGUUCUGGAGCCUUCAGAGCUGGUGGUGGUCUUGGCUUGGAUCAGGCCGGCAGCAGUGGUCUGGGGUCUGGGGAGGCUGCUGCUUUUCUGAGUCGCACAGACAGAGAUACUCCUUCUUCUCGGGCCCUCAGCCAUAGCAGGUCCACCAUAUUAUCCAAACCCACAGCACAGGGAUGGGAGCAAGAGCAAAACUUGUCUUGUAGGACCAGCGAAACUUCUCAAGGCCUCGGAGGAAAACCUCAGACCCCUUCCCCUCCUGAGCCGGCCACAUCUACCUCCAAUCACAGUUCCUUCCUCACAGACCUGAUAGGAGACACCUCAAUCCUCGACGAUUUGUUAAAACCCAAAUCCAGGGGUGGACAACAAAGGAUCGCCCCAAAAACACCUCCUGCCCUCUCCUCUGUGUCAAUAAGCACAUAUCUCACCACACCCUGUCCAUCCGGAAUCACCCUCAGUACUGAUUCAGGUUCAGCAGGCCGCAUAGACUUUCUGUCCUCUCCAAAGUCAAGCACAGCCCCUACACACGAGGCGGUAUCCAAGGGCAGUCGCAAAGACUUCUGGGACCUCCUGAAUGAGGGUAAUGAGGAGAGUAUCAACAGGUUAACGGACCCGGCAGAAGUGCAGAGGGUUUGCAUCAACACUAACUUAGCAGCAAGAAGUAGGUCUGCAGAGGAGAAGAGUAAGAGUCUCUGGAAGACUAAUGAAAAGUUCCUGUGGAAGAAAUAACACGUGAGAGACAAUUAGAUAGUGUUCAAAUAUUAUUUUACACUAUUUUACACGUUUUACUUUUGCAGUUCUAAAAGGAGAUAAAAAAAUGGAAACCCUAAUGAAUAUUUAAAGCAGGCUUUCCUACUUCAGAUUUUCUUAACAGACUUUUAUUUUAUCAUUUUAAAGUGUCAAAUCAUUUGUACCUUUUAACAAUUAUUUUUACUAUUAACUGUGAUUAUUUGAAAAUAUUCAGUGUUCACUAAUUUGUUUAUUAAAUUAGUGCGUUGCUAGCAUAAUGCUGACUGUUCACUCUGGGAAUUUAUAUUUUAUUAUUAUAUAUUAAAUUUUACCUACCACACACAACCUCGGAUGAGCGGUCUAAUGUGCCAUCACAGAGGCAUUUACUCAUAAAAGAGUGAAAAAAUGUUGCCUAAUUUGCUAAAUGUGGUAAUACAGGGCUGCAACUAACCAGUAUUUUCAUUAGCGAUUAAUUGUUGGUCUGUAAAAGGUCAGAGAAUAGUCAUGGCCCUGUCUGACCAACAGUUCAAAACCCAAAGACAUUCCGUUUACAAUAAUACAAAUGAAAUAAAUUUGUUAAAAUAUUAAUUGCAACAAGUCAAAUAAACUAUAUAUAAAUGUGA